Molecule: messenger RNA, 3220 nt
Organism: Camponotus floridanus (Florida carpenter ant)
Lineage: Eukaryota; Metazoa; Arthropoda; Insecta; Hymenoptera; Formicidae
Exons: 11
Coding region: 29-3220 (1063 amino acids)
Molecular function (GO): UDP-glycosyltransferase activity
Source: RefSeq, a predicted model, not a curated record
GACAAAAUUUACUGAGAUCAUUGAAAGAAUGUGGAGUAAAAUAUAUUUAUUCUCAAUAUAUACGAUUUUGUAUGGAAUAGUGCAAUAUAAUGUGACACAUGCUAAAAGGAUAUUAGUAAUAACAAAUUUUCCGUCAUACAGCCAUCAAAUAGUUUAUCGUAAUUUAUGCUUAGAAUUAAAUAAACAAGGUCACGAGAUUGUGUCUGUCACUACAGAUCCUAUAAAAAACUCUUCUUUAACAAAUUAUAGAGAAAUUGAUUUAAAAUAUUUUUAUAAAGGUUUUCUUGAAUAUAAAAAAAUGCCAUUUAAAAAUUUAAUGGAAGCAGUUGUGCAGUUAAAUCUUCUAGAUCUAGAAGAAAGUAUUGCGUGGACUGCGGCUCACAUCCUAAAUCGCGAACUUUUCAAAAAUCCAGAAAUGAAGAAAUUAUAUGCAAUUGAUAGCAAUGAACACUUUGAUGCAGUUAUUGUAGAGCAAGGCCCCACACAAAUUUCAUUGAACGCUUUCGCAUAUAGAUUCAAUGCUCCUCUUAUCGGUAUUUCAAGUUUGGAUGUAUUCAAUCAUAUGCGCUAUACGUUUGGAUCCUUGAUUCUCCCAUCGCAUAUUUCUAAUUGGCAAAUCAAUACAUUACCGGAAAGCAAUAUGUCAUUUUGGAGAAGACUCGUUAACUUUUAUGAAGUGUGGAAACAGAUGUAUAAGUGGGCGAACGUACAUAUCCCUAUAGAGGAUGCGAUUGUAAAGGAGUAUUUAGGAGAAGAUCUGCCGCAUAUCGUUGAUAUAACGAGAAAUAUGAGUAUAUACUUGGUGAACAAACAUCCAGUGCUCUCUUAUGACAGGCCUGAACAACGGAACGUCAUAUUUUUCCAUGGUUUUCAUAUCGCAAAAGUACCGCCUGCUCUACCAAAAGAUUUAAAACAGUUUCUUGACGAUUCGACCAAGGGAUUUAUUUAUGUCAGUCUUGGAACUAACGUUAAAUGGGAACAUUUACCAAAUAAUACAUUUGAAUUCUUCCUCGAAGUAUUUUCUGCACUGCCAUACAAAGUUGUUUGGAAAUAUGACCCUGAUUUAUUACCUGGCAAAUUUGAAAACAUACUAGCAUCGAAAUGGUUUCCCCAACAAAGUAUUCUUGCUCAUCGAAAUAUCAAGCUAUUUAUUUAUCAAGGCGGCAUGCAAAGUACCGAAGAAACUGUCUAUUAUGGAGUUCCUAUCAUAGGAUUUCCCAUAUUUUGGGAUCAGAUGUAUAACGUGCAAUAUAUGACAAAAUUAGGUAUUGGAGUUCACCUUCAUAGUAACAAUAUUUCGAAAGAAAGCAUCGAGACAGCUGUACACGAAGUUAUAAAUAAUAAGAGAUACAAAGAUCGGAUAAAAUAUGUGAGUAAACUUUAUAACGAUGUACCGUAUGAUAGUCUUCAAAAUACGGUAAGGUGGAUCGAGUUCGUGAUACGACAGAAUGGAACACUUUUCUUGCGAAAUAGUCUUUCCGACGAGACAUGGUAUCAACGAUACGACUGGGACAUCAUCGGAUUCCUCGCUAUACUAAUAUUUAUAGCAUCCCUUCUUAUUCUAUGGACGUUAUUUCAGAUUUUACGAUUUCAUUUACGAAUGUUAUCGAAUUCAUUGCGACAAUAUGAAAGCGCCCUCAUUCGAGCUCUGAACAGUGACAAAAUGUAUAAGGUUAUUUGUAGAAUAUGUGUUAUUUUAUCUCUAUGGCUGCUGCUGACAAAUAACAUUGCGAAUGCUGAAAGGAUUCUUGUGAUCACGUUUGCACCAUUUUACAGUCAUCAAAUAGUUUACCGGUCGUUAUGUUUAGCUUUAAAUAAACGAGGACACGAAAUAGUCAUAGUAACUCCACGUCCGAUGAAAGAUCCGACAUUAAAAAAUUAUACAGAAAUCGAUGUGUCGAUUGUAAAUCCCACUGUUGAAGAGUAUAAAAACCAACAAUCGCAAAUGUCACCGAGCGAAUUGUACAAAUACAGCUUCGACUUAAUAAACAUAAUGAGCGAUGCCAUAUUUAAUGUACCAAAAUUUAAGGAGCUUUAUAAAGAGGAUAGUAAUGAAAAGUUUGAUGCGGUUAUGGUAGAAGCAAUAGCCGGUCUAUCGACAUGUACUAUGGCAUAUAGAUUUAAUGCUCCUCUCAUAGGAGUUAUGUCUUUGGGCAUACAUAAUCACCAACGAUAUGUUUUUGGUAGUCCUAUUCUUCCAUCACAUUCUUCAAAUUGGGAAGUUAAUGCGUUACUUGGGGAAAAUCCAUCGAUUUGGCAAAGACUGCGAAACUUUAUCGAGGUAUGGUCUCUUAUUUAUUAUUGGACUAGUAAUUUCAUAACUACUGAGCAGGAGACGGCUAAAAAAUAUCUCGGACAUGACAUACCACAAGUUAUUGAUGUAAUGAAAAACAUGAGUGUGUUAUUAGUUAAUGAAAAUCCAGUAAAUGUAUACCCUAGACCUGAACAAACAAAUGCAAUAUUUUUUAGUGGAUUGCAUAUACAAAAAACGCUAUCACGUCUGCCAAAAGAUUUAGAACAAUUUCUAAAUAAUGCAACGGAGGGAUUUAUUUAUGUGAGCUUUGGAACUACUAUCGUCUGCCGCAGUUUACAAAACGAAAUGCUAGAAAAUUUUAUUGAAGUAUUUUCGAAAUUACCUUAUAAAAUAGUCUGGAAAUUUGAUUGCGAUAAAUUGUCAAAAAAGUCCGAUAAUGUAUUUAUAUCGAGCUGGUUUCCGCAGCAAAGUGUACUCGCUCAUCCGAACAUCAAGCUAUUUAUUUAUCAAGGCGGACUUCAGAGUACCGAAGAAGCUGUUUAUUACGCAGUACCAGUAUUGGGACUUUCUGUUGUGUCCGAACAGGAAAUUCGAAUUAAACGAUUGGUUUCAUCAGGUGCAGCAAUAUAUCUCCCAUUAAAUAAAAUAACCAAAGAAUGUUUCCAUACAGCCAUUCAUCAAAUUCUAAAUGAUAAAAGUUACAAAGAGAAGAUGACGUAUCUAAGUUAUCUCUUCAAAGAUCAACCUUAUGACACCAUGGAAAAUGCACUGUGGUGGAUAGAAUUCGUGAUGCGUCACAAAGAAGUAAAUAUUCUCCGAUUUAGUGAAAGCGAUAAUCCAUGGUAUCAACGUUACGACAUAGAUAUUAUUGCUCUACUUUCCGUAAUAUUAUUUAUGUUGACAUGUAUAAUAGUAUUAAUUAUCUUCAAGAUUUUAAAUUUCAUUUUAAACAGAAUUGCAUUCUAA